Messenger RNA from Triticum aestivum (bread wheat), 2750 nucleotides. RefSeq lists its product as uncharacterized. The coding region runs from base 1308 to 2483 and encodes 391 amino acids. Gene Ontology annotation, molecular function: protein binding. Lineage: Eukaryota; Viridiplantae; Streptophyta; Magnoliopsida; Poales; Poaceae. The transcript has 3 exons. The record is from RefSeq and is a predicted model, not a curated record.
AGGCAGAAAAACGGAGAGGGGAUGGCUCUCUAGGGUUCGCCUGCCGCCACCGUCGCCGCCAAGGUGUGUGGAUCCGGUCUCCGCCGCCCCCGGCCAUACACCGGCCGCAUCAGAUCCGUUGCUCCGCCGCCCCUUACCACCUGCUGCCCCCGCUCUCAGUCCGCCCCUGUGCACCACCUGCGCCGGCGCCGGAGCUUCAGCUGCACCACGCCGGAGGCCCCCUUGCCCCCCGACUCCACCUCCUCCCGCCCGACUGCACCAGCCCUGCCCUAUCUCCUACCUGUGAGAAGGUAACUGUUCAUCAGUCCCAAAAAAUGUAUUUUUUGCUUGAUGCUCUGAAUUAUGUUCUUAUGUACGAACUGCUUUAGUAAUAGGCCUUGAUUGGAGCAGUAGCAUUGUUCAGAUUUAGUAAAAUGUCAGAUUUAGUAAUAGGCCAUGAUUAGCUGGAUAUAUAUAAAUUGCCCUUAUGAAUUUCAUAUGUUAUAGAUGGGUCGCAUAUUCCUGUAAUAGUUCCAAAUGAUGAGAUCGUCAACCAUGUUGGUCGACAUGGAUACCAACACAGAAUAUUCAUACAUCAUGUCAUUUCUCGAAAUAAAUGUUCUAUAUAUUAUGUUUUUGUGCUAGUUCUCACUUUAUCAAGUCAAAACAGAUAACUUGUGCUUUAAUCUGCAUAUAAACAUCAUAGUCAGUAGUCGAGGGCGUUACUGAUAUUUCACAACACCCACAACUCUUAAAGCUGACAUACAGCAGGUCAGAUUCUGAUUCUCACGAAUCCAGAGCCACAUCUGAUUCUCAAGAAUCCAUAGCAAAGUGAUUUUCAGGAAUCUGUACCCAAACAGGAGGCCUCAGCCGCAGUUCAAACGAUAGAAAAGGACUCGGCUGAAUGUUCAUAAAUAAAAAAAGGACUCGGCUGAGUCCAUUUCCUCCCUCUCCAGGCAAAAUUCCCCACCCCUCUCCCUCACUACUCUCGCCUGAAUCGAGCUCGCGGCCGUCGUGCGCCGUGGAUUCCAGAUCGAGGUCGCUCCUCCGCUGUCCACACCUCGCGCAAUGGUCUCCUGAUCGAGCUCCCUUCCCUGACUGGGUGCGGGGGAGCACGGGCCCUCUAGGGUUUGACCCGCCGCCCUCGGUCACAUCCCGCCUCCGUCGACCGAGCUGCUGUUCUGCCUCACGCCGGGACCUUCUCCGCCGCCUUCCUCCACGACGAAGGCGACGGAACGCACCGACGCUGCUGAUAUUGCUCGUCGCCGCCGCCGCCGCCGCACCCUCCUGCUCGUGUAUUUUAGGUUGACCGGACUCGACGCAGCACGAUGCCUGACAGGACCGGCGCAACCAUGCUCGAGGAUCUGCCCGAGGAGAUGAUGCACAAAAUACUCAUCCGGUUGCCAUCCAAGGCCGUCGGCCGCUGCCGUGCUGUCAGCACGUCUUGGCACAGUGCCACAUCCACACCUGAAUUCAUGCUCGAGCACCGCCGCCGCCAGCCAUCGCUCCCUAUUGUCGAUGGGCAGGGGCGGCCCGCCAGUUAUGUCGUCUUAGGUGACGCUGGUGCUGGCACCUCAAAUCAAGAGCUCUGGCCCUUUCUCCAGGACUGCAAACACCGUUUUAAGAAUAGCCUCAAAGGCUCCUGUGAUGGCUUCUUCAUUAUGUACCUCUGGACGCGGUCCCAUUUCUUCAUCUGCAACCCGGUCACCCGCAAGUCUGUUGUCCUAAUGCAGCCUCAAGGGCUCAACUUCGUAGUUGGUUUCUACUGCCACCAUCCAACUGGAGAAUAUAGGGUGCUCUGGGUCUCGCAGUCAUAUGACUUGUCUACAUCUAGAUUAUACAUCGUCACAGUGGGAUCGGACAAGCCGAGGCAUGCAAUAGUCAGAAUGCAGACGGCCUCAUCGCCUUCCAUGGAACAGAAGUUACUGAAUGAGCUGCGAUUGUCAUCCGACCACUCACCAGCAGUCCACCACCAUGGAAGCCUCCACUGGUGUCUUUAUGAUGCUAGUGACAUCAUGGGAGGUGGUGGAGACAUUAUUGUGUUUGACACAGAAGCCGAGUCAUUCCGUUGGAUGCGUAGUCCUGCUCAGCCAUGCCCUAAUAGGAAAUUGUUCGACAUGAAAGGGACACUUGCUUGCUGGGCCGGCUUGACUCCUAGUUUCACUGCUAUUGAUGUCUGGGUGAUGCAAGAUUAUGAGGCGGAAAUCUGGACUUUCAAGUACUGGAUUGAACUUUCAACGGUGGAGGCAUCACGGCAACUUUAUUUAAGUUCAGUCAAAAAGAAAAAGAAAAAGAAAACACCACUUGAUUCAGCGGUGCAAUCAUUCAGUGAUAUGGCUGUGAUAAACGAGUGUGAGUUGCUGAUCAUGUUUAAUAACAAGCAUGUGUUGCGUUGCGACAUUGAUGGCAAGUUCUUAGGUUUGGUUAAUAUUGGAAAAAGUCAAUAUUGUAUGGGGCUUAGUCAGCACCGCCUUCAGGAGAGCAUUAUUGCAAUUCCAUCAUGAGAUGCAAAAAUAAGAUGAGGAACCUCCGUUCUCCACAGGGCAUGUAUGAAUGUUCAAGACUCCUGGUUUGCUUUGUCCUUGGAUUCAGAGCAUGUCUUUUGUUCUUAGCUCUUCUUACUUGUCGGUACUACUAGUGGCACGUGUCAUUUUGGAUGGUUGCAGUAGCACCUGCGAUCUCAUCAUUUGAUGCUGGUUAUGAUGUCUUGGUAAUGUUCUGACCUGAUAUAUGGAUCUUUGGCUAUUAGUUUGAUCUCUGUUAAUGUCUGA